This is a messenger RNA of Mytilus californianus (California mussel), 5589 nucleotides long. RefSeq lists its product as uncharacterized. The transcript is spliced from 5 exons. The record is from RefSeq and is a predicted model, not a curated record. Lineage: Eukaryota; Metazoa; Mollusca; Bivalvia; Mytilida; Mytilidae. The coding region runs from base 107 to 1750 and encodes 547 amino acids.
UGGAAGUGCGAUUUUCGUAAAAUAUUAUUUCGAAAGUAGACAUAUAUAAUACUUAUAAUAUAAGUUAAGCAAUUUAUAAACUUACUUUAGACGAUCAUUUCAAAAGAUGGGGGACAGUACACAUAUAAUUCCCGGUUUGUUCGACUUGAAUCUCAACAUCAUGUUUCAAAAUGACAUGCAUGUCAUUGAAGAUACGAUAAAAAGUUUGUAUAAACGCUUAACCCAGGAACACAAAGUGGUGCAUAAUGUUUUAAACAAUAUGAUAGCGGUUGUGAAGAGUAAGCCUUGGCGAGGAAAAAAUGAUUCAAUAAUAUGCCUUGAGAACAUUCUAGAACGUGAUCCUAGAAAUUUAAACGCGCUUGCUGACAUCGAAUAUUUAUGUCGCUGCGUACACAGAGUAACUGAAGCUGACAUGUACAAGGAAGUGUUAGAUGCAAUUCUAAAUGGAGGGAAAAUAGAAGACAGAAGAAGUAAAGCGAUCUGUUUAAUGGAACAAGGAUAUGCCGUACUGUAUGACGAGGAUGCAAAUGUAGAACAUAUCACAAAAGACAGGUUAUCCGAAACUUAUCGCAUGCUACUUUCAGAACAUAAAAAAGGCACUGGGAAACGAUACAACUGUUUCCAAUUGUGUAUAUUCCACAAUAAGGAGGCAUUAUUACAUCUACAAAGGUCAAUAGAGAUGGAAAGAGAAAAUCAGUUCCUUUUUAGAAGACAAAGAGCCCUCGAUAAGUUCAAAAAAUCCAAGACGCUAUACCAACUAAGUUUUAUCUGGUCUUUUUAUGAAGGUGUUGCACUAAAUCGUAAAUUUAACUCGCUAAAGGAAAUGUGUCAAGAAGACCGUAUAAAUAGAGACAGGGAAAAAAGGUCUGUUACUUUGGAAGCAGCCGAAAUAUUUUGGAAAAUUAUAAAUCAUAGAAAAUUUGAUGUUCAACAGUGCUUGAUUUAUAAAUCUAGAUCAUUGGCUUUGCUUGGCCACAUGCUUUUAAAACGUUCCUACUACUUUAAAUAUUUCAACAAAAAUCGUUUUGCAAAUUUUCAUCGUUUUAAUUAUUAUUUCACUGAACCUCUCGGUGCUUUAGAGGAAGCUUAUUAUAUGAACACAAACGAUACAUUUGUUUUGAAUCGAUUUGGGCGAACCCUGAUGAUAUCAGCGUGUGUGAGUGGGGUUCCGAAUAUUAAAAGAUCUUUUCUUCAAAGAGCAGAAUAUUUAUUGUCCAAAUCUAUACGACAUGACACUUUUAACUGGUUUGCGUACUCAACUCGAAUGUCAGUUAGAAGACAAUUAGCACUGGAAUAUAUAAGUUUUGAUACUGAUACUGCUAAACAAUUACUAAUUGAAGCAGCAAAUGAUGGAUACCAAUGUUUCUGCUCUAAAGGGACAUCCAAAUCGAUCUGCGAAGCAGUUGAUAUUUGUCAGUAUUUGGCAAAAUUUCCAGUCAUUAGAUCAAAUGGAUCGGAGUACGUUGCCUUUAAUCAGAAGAGUCAUUUACUUGAUGCUCUUGACUAUUUGAAUUAUGGCAUUCAACAGUCUGGACCAACGAACUUUUACCUGGUCUAUAAAAUGGGGGCAGUUCUGUACGACUUAGAUGAAUUGAAACCUGCAAUAGAUUGGAUGAAAAGAGCUUUGUCGUUGUCACAUACUAAAAAUAGUAUGUCGCUGAAAGUUACUUGUUUUUAUAUGUUGAGAAAAUAUAGCAUCGACGUUGCUAAUAAUGCAAAUAUACAAUAUAUAAUUAAGGAUUUCGUUUAAACAUUGGGGAAAGGUUACCAGAAAUUUGGAAACAUAGUAUCUGUAUGUAGAUUUCUGUUAAGAAAUAACGAAUAUUAUUUGAUAGCUCUUCUAGGGGAUAUCAUCGGGUUUUCGUACUUGCUAAACAGCAGCAAAGUAAGUUUACUAACAGAAUGCAUACAAACAUGUGCUGACUUAAUGUCAUACAACAACGAAUCGUUAUUUGCUUUAGAACAAUUACACCAGAUUCCGGUAGUUGAUGACAGUGAACCAAAAUUUGAUGAUGAAUUCAAGUUAACGUUUUCAAUGCCUACAGUCCUAGAUACAUCGCAAUUGUCGGAUGAAUUUCUAUAUGAUUUCUUUGUUUCAUACAGUCAUAAAGACAGCGACUGGGUGAUGACUAGAUUAGUUCCUGACCUAGAAUCUUCUCUGUCUACAGAUGAUGUCAUUUUGAAAGGCUGUAUAGCGCAUCGUGAUUUCCAGCCUGGAAAUUCAUUUUUGAAAACAUUAUAGACGGUAUCAAAAAUAGUUCCAAAGUUAUUCUUGUACUUACCAAAAACUUCGUAGAGAGUCAGUGGUGUCAGUUUGAAGCCAAUCAGACAUUACUGGAAUCAAUGGAACCUAAGAAGAAAAUGAAGUGUGUAAUUCCAUUGUUACUUGCCAUUGACGAAAAUGAAAUUCCAGAAAUGUUUAAGGACAUUACAUAUGCAGACUUCACAAAUGAAAAGGAUUAUAUGGAAGAUGUUUUAAAAUUAAAAAAAGUACUUUUACCGGGAUAAUAUUUGCCAACCGACAUUUAAAAUGUUAUUAGUACUUUCAUAUAUCAUUUAUAUCUAUUAGAUAAUUAGGGUUUGCUAUAAAGAGUACAUUUGUAUUAAUCAAAGGUUCACUGUAUUUACUAACACAUUGCAUUGCUCACAAAGAUAUCUUUACCUUUCAUUCAGAACAAACCAAACAACUUUUUUUAAAUGAAUAAGAAUAUUGUUGUAUAAUAUUUUUUUCGUUCUUGUAAAAAAUGAAUUCUUUGAAUUAAUAUGCCAUCUGUAAUUAAGAGACUUAUGAAAAACACAUCAUAAAGUAGAUAUAUGAAGAUGUGGUAUGAGUGCCAAUGAGACAACUCUCAAUCCAAGUCAAAAUUUAUAAUAGUAAACCAUUAUAGGUCAAAGUACGGUCUUCAACAUGGAGCCUUGGCUCACACCUAUCAGUAAGCUAUAAAGGAUCCCAAAAAUGACAAGUGUAAAACCAUUCAAACGGGAAAACCAACGGUCUAAUCUAUAUAAAAAACCAGACACACUUAUGAACCACAUCAAAAAACGACAACUACUGAACAUCAGAUUCCUGACUUAGGACAGGUGCAAACAAUUGCAGCGAGUUUAAACGUGUAAUACCACCAAAUCAUAGUACGUCACAUCCGGUUGCAUACGAAAAUAGGUCUAAAAAAAAUAUUCCCUUGAAUUUGACAGUUGUAGGUAAUUGAUCCUACAUUUCAUUGCAGUAAAACAUUUCUGAGUCAUAAACAUAUAUCUUGGGUAUUUCAAAGCACCAUUAUUUCUUUAUUUGGGGUUUCUAUAGAAUAUUUUGGAAACUUGAGGUUACAUGGUUACUAAAGCUUGUACACAGGUUAAAAAAGGGGGGAAAUUUGAUUGGUUAACUUCCAGUGAUGGUUAUUUUCUUAUAUGCAAUGAAAUGUUAUGUGAAUUUUUUUCUAUAGUACUGGACAGGAUAAAACUUUACUCAUGCCAAGUAUUUCUUCAUUUUGAAACAAAGAUAAAUUCUGCACAUUUUUUUGAAAAGUGCAAAUUUAACAAAGACUAAUAGGGGAAAAUCAAUGGUGGUAUUACACCUUUUAGACUGGCAAAGUAUGUGUGCACCCAAGAAACAACUUCAUAUUUGAUGAGAUUAUGUCAAUAGUUAUAAUAAAGCUUCUCUGAAAUUAUUUUUUUGUUUCUUGGCUGUGCACGAUGUUUCCACAAUGGAAAUAACGAUGGAAAACUACAUAAAUUAUGUAUUUUUCAUUGUUUUCAUGAAAACAGUACAUAUUAUGAUGAAAUUGUGAUGUCAUCAGAUAAAAAAUCUAUGUUUUUCAUUUAUAUUUCUUGACUUUAUGCAUUUCCAAUUAUUAUGUGCAAAUUUGAAACAGUUGUCAAACAUUUAAUUUUCUUGGGCCAAAACAGGGCAUUAAUGCAACUACUCCUUUGUCAAGAAACGUGGCCAAAAACAUUUUGAACCUUUUGAAAAUUUUGGGGCUUAAAAUGUUUUUUUUUUUAUGUUUAUAAAGGGACAUAACUCAAGAAUGGUAACAGUGUCGCCACCAAAUUUCGUACUUAAUCUGUAUUAUGUAGUAAUAAGCAUUGUGUAUAAGUUUCAUAACAUUUUGUUGAGGCAAACUAAAGUUAGAAAACAGAAUCAAAAAAAUUGUACUUGAUCUUAGAUUUGUGGUAAUGAAUAUUGUGUACCCGGUAUAGGUUUCAUAAUGUUUGGUUGGGGCAAACUUAAGUUACAGAAUGGAAACUAAAAAUUUUGCAAUCUUUCGAUUUAUAAAGGGGCAUAACUCAAUAAUGGUUAAAAUGACACUUCCCAAAUUCAACUUGAUCUGUGUUUUAUCAGUGGAAGUCAAAAUUAAACAUUACAUUGUAUAGAGCAUUGAUUGUAGUUAAUUGAACUAUAAUCAUGGAAAAAGGAAGAUAACUUCAAUUUAAAAAAUUACUUGACAUUUAGAAGAAAAUAAAAAUUUUGCAAUUUUGUGGAAGUACGCAUUGUGUAUAAGUUUCAUAACAUUUGGUCGAAGCAAACUUAAGUUAGAGAACGGAAACUUAAAAUUUUGCAAUUUUUCCAUUUAUAAAGGGACAUAACUCUAGAACGGUUAAAGUGACGCCACCAAAAUUCAAACUUGAUCUGUGUUUUGUAGUAAUAAGCAUUGUGUAUAAGUUUCAUAACAUUUGGUUGAGGCAAACUCAAGUUAGAGAACAGAAACCAAUUUUGGGACAUACGGACGGCCGUACGUACAGACGGACAAGGGUAAAACUUAAUGCCCCCUCCACUAAUGCGGGGGCACAAAAAAGGGUCAAAGUACCAUAACUCCCAUAAAAAUUGUCAAUUAAUCAGACAAUAUAGCAUGGUCAACAGAAUAUGACCACAAAUAAACGGGUAGAAAAGAUCUCUUAUUUAUUGUGUAAAUAAGCAAUGUUUAGCAGUAACUUUUCAAUUUUCUUUUUAUCAGUAAAGGUGAAAGGGAGAGAAAUCGGAAGGUUUUUCUCCAAUUUAGAUGAUUUGAUCUACUUGUCAGGAUAUUGGUCUGAAAGGGAUAUUUCAAUUUCGUUUUUAUAAAAACCAUAGAGAGGUUGCUACAUUUUUGUUUUUGUACCUAUAUCUGGAGAGCUGACACAUGAUUUUAAUAUCUUAUGGAAUACCGGUAUACAAUCAAUCUCUGAAUAAUAUGGGGACGAUCGUUUGAUAUUUUGUGGGGAGGAGUAUUUUUUCCAAAAUAGUAUCUUUUUUUUUGUGCAUCUGUUGCUACACAAGCCUUAUUACCUGUGGCUAUGACGCCAGGAAAUUAUUUUUUUUUCACUUUUGUACACAUUUGUAUCCUUAACUUUCCUGCAUUUUAUAACAUUCAUUUUCAUUCUGUCUUGACAAAAUCAUUUAUUUUCAGGUUUUACAAGACCAAGUUAUUCGUUUUCAAAACACUCCUCCCAACCCCUAACCCCCCAUCCCCCAUCCCCACAGAAAAUCAAAUGGUUGUCCCCUGAAACCUUAAAAAAUAUAAGUAACAAUGAUUUAGCUACAUAUGUCUGCAUUCUAUGAAUAUCAACAUUAAUGAAAAACUUAUUUUUACAGAUUCACAUCAAAAUAAAAUAUCU